CAGUGAUAGAACUAUGUAGGGUUAAGAGAUUUAUUGGAGUUGUUUCAUCCAUUAUCAUUGUUUUUAUUUUUUAAAGUGAAAUGAAAUGGAGUACUUACGCCCAGUAUGGAAUUGUUUAAGAACAUUUUGCGGAUGUAUACAUUGUUCAGAAGAUAUUGGAAAUCAGUAUAACUAUGAGCCAAGUGAACGGACUUACCUACUAGCUGAUCCUGCUAUUCAUAAUAGUCCAGCUUUAAGGCAAACUAAUUCUGAAAAUCUUAGCAACGAGUUUGCACAAUCAUUGCCUAAAAAAGAUGAGAAUGCUUUAUGUCGCUUAGUGCAAAGUACAGCUAUGAACAUGAUUGAUGUGGGUGCUAUGGAUUUACAUAAUCUUGAAAAUGAAGAGUACAAUGAUCGAAUAAAGCUAUAUUCUCAACGCCUGCAGCAACAAUGGAAUAGUAUUCAACACCCUGAAAAAGGAGCCUCAGGGUUCCUAAGAGAUAUACCAAAUGCAAACGAUCAAUUAUGUGUGAUGAAUUCAACAGACGAUUUGUUGCAGAUGUCAAAUUUUCUACGUGAAGGUCACGCUGCAUUGUUAAAUUUGCGAGUCGAUCACAACGAAGCGAUAGUUGUGCCAUUUAGAAUACCAUAGUGAUGUUUUUCUACUAAUCUUCCGUUAUAAAGAGAAAUAAUAAUAAUUAUCAAAAAUUAAA
Bactrocera tryoni is the source of this 692-nucleotide messenger RNA. RefSeq lists its product as uncharacterized. Gene Ontology annotation, cellular component: Ragulator complex; lysosome; late endosome membrane. The record is from RefSeq and is a predicted model, not a curated record. The coding region runs from base 86 to 631 and encodes 181 amino acids. The transcript is spliced from 5 exons. Gene Ontology annotation, molecular function: molecular adaptor activity; guanyl-nucleotide exchange factor activity. Lineage: Eukaryota; Metazoa; Arthropoda; Insecta; Diptera; Tephritidae. Gene Ontology annotation, biological process: endosomal transport; cholesterol homeostasis; regulation of receptor recycling.